Nothobranchius furzeri (turquoise killifish) is the source of this 5318-nucleotide messenger RNA. The record is from RefSeq and is a predicted model, not a curated record. NCBI's taxonomy places the organism in Eukaryota, Metazoa, Chordata, Actinopteri, Cyprinodontiformes, Nothobranchiidae.
ACGCCGGUGAGCUCGCUUUGCCUGCAGGGAGAGCAAAGCUUCGUGCGACCGGCAGCAGCUUGUCUAUUGCCCAUAAAAUUGGUGGAUGUGUGUGGCUGAAUGACAUGAGGGUGAAAUGGGGCGUAAAAUUAAAGAAUCUUGCAGAAAGCGAGAAAUGGAGAAGCAAAGCAACCCCUCCUCCUCCCCAUCCACAUGCACACACAAGCACACCGAUAUUCUCUGCAUCCAUUCAGCAACACACACCCUCCAGUGGACGCUGAGUUAACACUGAACUAAAAAGCAAAGGCAGAAAAUCAACAGAAAGUGAGCUGCGUGGUGUUUAGUCCCAGGACGGAGAUGAGCGGCAGCACCGUUCCGUCGCCUUUCCGCUAGCUGAUCUGUCACUUUCACGUUCCAGGAUUCUACUGAGUACAGAGACAUGGCCAAGCAACCGACCACCGGCUACAUCCCGGUGCAGCACCUGCAGCAAGAAGGAUCCGGACUUUUGUCAAACAAACCGGACAACACGGUUGCGUGCCCACCGCCCGCCCCUCACCACCACCCGGCGCCUCAGCCGCCUCCCUGCAACGAGAGCAAAACUUUUUGUCCCACGGAAAAUAAACCGGGAGAACCGGACACCAAUAAAGAGUAUGGGACGUUUAAAAGCACCGCCCCGCCCGUUCCUGGAUCAGCAGCAGUCAGCUCAGCCUUAAGGAAGGAAUCCGUGGGUUCGGCCCGAGGGGGGUCCGCCCUGAACAGCGACCCGCUCCGGGCCACCGCGGAGCAAAACAACACCACGAGCAACUGGACGACCAUGAGUCAAACCACCAUCAUACUGGGAACAGAUGGGAACACGUCUGUUCAGCCUGGAACGGUGGCGGGGGAGGACGAUGAGGAUGAUGGGGGAGAUGAGAAUAAGGCCAGAGGAAACUGGUCCAAUAAACUGGAUUUUAUUCUGUCCAUGGUUGGCUACGCGGUGGGACUUGGAAACGUGUGGAGGUUCCCUUAUCUUGCCUUCCAAAACGGGGGAGGUGCUUUUCUGAUUCCUUAUCUGACCAUGUUGGGAAUCGCAGGGAUCCCAAUCUUUCUGCUGGAGGUUUCCCUGGGCCAGUUCGCCAGCCAGGGCCCCGUGUCCGUUUGGAAAUGCAUUCCGGCCUUGCAAGGUUGCGGGAUUGCCAUGUUGAUAAUAUCUGUCUUGAUAGCCAUAUACUAUAAUAUUAUUAUGUGCUGGACACUGUACUACCUGUUCGCUUCGUUGAAGGGCUCACUGCCAUGGGCUAACUGUAGGAAUGAGUGGAACACGGUGGAAUGUAAGGACAAAGACAUGCUUCUGUUAGACUCGUGCAUACUGCGGGACAGAAACCCCAUUGCCAUCAAGAAUUCCUCUUUCUGCCUGUCUGCAAACGCUGUGGGAAACCUGACUAAGCUGUUGAACAUGACCGUGGAUGGCAACAAGACCUACGUCAGCCCGAGUGAGGAAUACUUCAAGUACAAUGUGUUACACAUUUCCAAAGGGAUUGAAUACCCAGGAGACCUCCGCUGGCCUCUAGCAGGUUGUCUGUUCUUGGCCUGGCUCAUUGUUUAUGCUUCCUUAGCCAAAGGAAUCAAGUCAUCAGGAAAGGUGGUUUAUUUUACAGCCACGUUCCCUUAUGUGGUUCUGGUGAUCCUUCUGAUCAGGGGAGUAACCCUCCCUGGUGCUGCUGAUGGCAUCCUUUACUUCAUCACCCCAAAAUGGGAGAAACUUAAUGAUGCAAAGGUGUGGAAAGAUGCAGCCACACAGAUUUUUUUCUCGCUCUCUGCUGCAUGGGGAGGUCUCAUCACGCUCUCCUCCUACAACAAGUUCCACAAUAACUGCUACAGGGAUACCAUCAUAGUGACUUGCACAAACAGUGCUACCAGUAUAUUUGCUGGGUUUGUCAUCUUCUCGGUCAUUGGUUUCAUGGCUCAGGAGUUGAAGGUGCCCAUAGAGAAGGUGGCAGAUGAGGGUCCAGGAAUAGCAUUUGUAGUGUAUCCAGAGGCUCUGACCAGACUUCCUCUGUCUCCUUUCUGGGCAAUCAUCUUCUUCCUCAUGCUCCUCACUCUGGGACUUGACACCAUGUUUGCCACCAUUGAGACCAUCGUAACAUCUGUGUCAGAUGAGUUCCCCAAAUACCUGAGGAAACACAAACCCAUCUUCACUCUGGUCUGCUGCAUCGCCUUCUUCAUCCUGGGCUUUCCCAUGAUAACAGAGAGUGGGAUGUACAUGCUGCAGCUGGUGGACACAUACGCAGCCUCAUAUUCUUUGGUCAUCAUCGCUAUCUUUGAGUUGGUUGGCAUCUCCUACCUCUACGGUCUGCAGAGGUUUUGUGAGGACAUCGAAAUGAUGAUUGGUUUUCAGCCAAACCGAUUCUGGAGACUGUGCUGGGCCUUUGUGACUCCAACAAUUUUGACGGGCAUCCUGGGACUCAGUCUGUACCAGUGGAAGGUGAUGACCUAUGAGGACUACACCUAUCCCACCUGGUCCAUGGUCAUGGGCUGGCUCAUGGUUAUUUGCUCAGUUAUUUGGAUCCCCAUCAUGUUUGUGAUUAAGAUGUACCUGGCCCCCGGCACCCUCAUCGAGCGUCUGAAGUUGGUCUGCUCCCCUCAGCCUGACUGGGGUCCCUUCCUGAUGAAGCACCGUGGGAACCGCUACAAGAACAUGAUCGACCCAUUAGGAACCAACUCCCUGGGUCUCAAACUGCCACCGAAGGAUUUCCAGCUGGGUUCUUACCAGUAGCAGCCGUCCCAGCACUGAUCACCUUCCACCCAUUCUCAGAGCAAGUGGAACUGGAAGCAGGCUUUCCUCAUCCUCCUUCACUCUCUCCCGUCUUCUGUCAGGGAGGAGUGGCUGCCCCGAGUGGAGCCUGCCCCCUCGCUGCUACUCUGCACUCGGUUAACGGGCUAUCAUUACACAUGAUCACUGAUUACUCCGCUCCCCCCUCCCAGGGAACUCAUUCCAAGAGAAAAAUUGUGUCAUAAAAUGACACAGCUCAGACUGCACUUGCAAUAUUAGACUCGACAUAGCUGCUCCCCAUGGAGUUGUUUGUUAGUGUGUGUGUGUCUGGCAUUACAUUUGUGUGUAGAGAUAAGGAAUCGUGUUGGCGUAAGCAGACACAGAAAAUCAAAAAUACAUUAUCAAUCAAAAUAUAUACAUAUGCAGUUUGGUUGGGAUCUGAUUCUGGUUCUCUCAGUGUACAAAAUUUAAUCAGUCGUAAAAAUAAACUCAACAGCUUCUGAGAAAAGAAAAAGAAAACUACGUAAGCACAUGUUUAGUUCCUAUCUAGCAGAAUAUAUUUAUAGUCAUGUCAACUACUGCUCAGUCGCCUUUGCUUAGUCAGAAAUAGACUAUGAGUUUGAAAAUUGUGCCUCCGGUCCCAGUAGAGUAGCGAAUGCAUCCUGUUUACCACUUUGACUCUGUCCACUUUGGCCUUUAAGCAGCGUGAUAGAAGCUUGGAUGAACUUUUCUCUCUACUCCAGAGAACAUAUGUGAUACCUUCUUUGUCUUCUUAAUAAACUCCUGUAUUACUAUCCAAGAAUAUAAAGCAAGCACCUUUCUAGCACAGGGAGCUCGUAGAAUAGUCAAUCCAACUUUUUAGUGGGUGAAAACGUGGCCGUUUAACCCUUUCAGGUCUCACAUCAGGCCUCAUGGUCACUCUGUGUGGAUAUUCUUUAGAUGUCUAUUUAUUACUGGAUGUGUUGUGACUUUGUCAGGCCAUUUGUGAAAAUAUUUUGCAUUGUACAUCACAUCAGUAAAGUCAUAAAUCAUAUAUGAAUAUAAAACUAUUACACAUAGUCAGAUAUUUAUAAAUACAUGUAUUUAUAAAGAGCUUCCAGCUGAGGACAGAGCUAGCAAGACAUAUUGUGCAUGUGUGUGUGUGUGUGUGUGUGUGUGUGUGUGUAUGUGUGUGUGUGUGUGUGUGUGUGAGUAAAUGUCUUUUCACGUUUCUCUUGCUAAGCUGUUAUGUUUUGUACAAAGUACACUUAGACCCUAAUGUCUUCUAGUUGCGUGUCGUCUUGUCCUCGCAUCAGUAGGAGGAGCUUCUAUGUGUGAGCAGAUGAAGAUUUAGACCAGAAAAUGGCCUCGUUUCCUUCCAGGAGAGGUGCGCUGUCUCUUGUUGUUUGCGGUAGAGCUCUGGACUCCCUCGUCAUUUCAGACCCUCAUGCUUCUCUGUGUGUCCUCGUGGAAACGGUCUCAGGUAUACUCUUUCAGACUACCGCGGUAAUUGCAGGAAAAUUCAGUUCUAAAGAAAAGUUGAGCCACCCUUGUGUUUGAUUUCACCGAACACGAUGCUAAAAUGCGUUUGAGUCCAAACGAUUUUCCCAGAGGACCACUGGAGGACACACGGACCGCUUGCCACUGGCCAGCUGUGUGCAGUGCUAAAUCAGGUGUUAUCAUGUUUGUUCUGCAAAAAGAAAACAACACAGGAAUCAAAUGUAGAAGCAGAACAUGUAAAAGUGCUGUAACACACAGGAGAUGCCAUUUUCUCCUGCAGCUCAUUUUUCAUGAACAGAAAGUAGAAAGCUUUCAGCGGCCCUCACUCCCUCUGUACUGCUGUAAUUUAGCACCUGUUUAAAGACACGCUGCUCUGCCAUCAUCAGCAUUACCGAGGUGCUGCUCUCCUUUUGCCGGGUGGUCUAAAAGUCAUUUGUAGUUGUUUCACUAAUGCAGCUCAGCGGGUGAUUCAGACCAACCCGUUAACAGAAACAUCACCUCCCCACUUUGGAGCAAUUAGUUCUUUGCACACUUGGACCAAUGUGAUGUGUGUUUUUGUGCUUUCACAAACUCCUGAUUGGCUCAACUAUGCUUUCAACACUGCAGGCACUAAACUGCAGUGUGUGUUUUUUUUAAAGAGGAUGCAAUAACAGCAACAAAGGCUCUCUUCCUAUUUCUCUAAGCCAUGUCUUUUCAUGACCUUGACAUGAAAAUAGCACAGAUACAAUUAAAGACGUUGAAAACAAAACAAAAUCAGUUAAUGAGCACAAAUAUAACUGAUGUUAAAUAGCUUGCUCGCUGCUCUUUGUUACUUUGAAGAUGUCGUGCAUUUAGCUCUAUUUGUGAUGAAAAUGUAUGUCUGCUUAUGCUCGUGUGCAUAUGUUUGUCUCUGUAUAAGUUUGAUCAAACUUCACUUUAACUGUCAAUCAGACGUUUGCAUGGCUGGUCGCAGUAGAUCUGAAAGAAAAGAAGCGAGGAGAAUUUACAUACAGUUCCUGGAACGCCUCGGCUUCACACAGCUCUCAGUAAUGAGAGGAUCUUUGAGAACUAACUGGAAAUGAGAGAAAUGCUCUAUAUAUUUAUAUACAUACAUAUGUGUAUGUAUAUA